Dictyostelium discoideum AX4 is the source of this 1527-nucleotide messenger RNA. RefSeq names its product WD40 repeat-containing protein. Gene Ontology annotation, biological process: ribosomal large subunit biogenesis. Bases 1 to 1527 code for a protein of 508 amino acids. Lineage: Eukaryota; Evosea; Eumycetozoa; Dictyosteliales; Dictyosteliaceae. The transcript is spliced from 3 exons. The record is from RefSeq and is a predicted model, not a curated record. Gene Ontology annotation, cellular component: nucleolus.
AUGGAUGUACUUGUAGGUUGUUCAACUGGUAUUAAUAAAAUUUAUAAUAUUCAUAAAAAAACACCAACAGGUUUAUAUGGUGCAUUAAAUACAACAUCAGAAUUAAAUGUAAUGACAUUUGGUUGGAAUUCAGUUGAAAAUAAUGAAGAUUAUGUAUUUUAUGGAUAUUCAAAUGGUAUUUUAAAAUAUUGGAAUCAAAAAGAGAAACAAUUAAUUGGUGAAAUUGAUUAUGGUCAAUCAAUUAAAGCAAUUCAUCCAUUGAAUAAUGAUAAAUUAUUAGUAGCAUUAGAGAAUGGUUUAGUUGAUGUUAAAACUUUAACAGCACCAAUUACAACUCAAUUAGCUCCAAUGAAUUUACCAACAUUAAAUAAAAAAAAGAGUCCAGCAGCAGCAGCCGCCGCCUCAACAGUAGGAAAGAAUAAUAAAUCAAAACAAGUCAUUGUUGAACCAGUUAAUACUCAAAGUUUUUCAUUAAAUGUUGCAACUAAUUUAUCAGGUUUUGCAAUGAAUCCAUCAAAUGAUAAAUUUGCAUUUGGUGGUAAAGAUGUAAAUUUAACCAUUUGGGAUCUUGAAAAACAAGUUAAAACCUAUUCAGCCAAAUUUAAACAUGACUUUUUAAAUCUUCAAGAACCAGUUUCAAUCAAUGUUGUAAAAUACAUGAAUGAUGAUAAAAUUUUAAUUGGUAGUGAUUUUAGAAUAAAAGCUUAUGAUUUACGUUCAAAAACUAAUAGAUCUUCUUUCUUGGACGUUUCAUUUUCAAAACAUCCAAUUCAAUCAAUUCAAUAUACAAAUCAAAAAGAACAUUAUUUCUAUGCAUCAGAUUCAAUUGGUAAAGUAUUUUGUUAUGAUGUUAGAACAAGUAGACAAGUUGGUAGUUUCAAAGAUAGUGCUGGUAGUGUUAAAGAUAUUGCAAUUCAUCCAACUUUACCAUUAUUAGCAACAGUUGGUUUAGAUAGACAUCUUAGAGUUUAUAAUUUAGAUAAUAGAAAAAUGUUACAUAAAAUUUUCUUAAAACAAAGACUUUCUUGUGUAUUAUUCUCAAAAGAAGAACCAACAAAUGAAAUUGCUCAAGAAGAAGAAGAAAUCUGGAAGAAUUUGGAAGAAAAUAAAAAUAGAAUUAAUAAUGAUGAUAAUGAUGAUAAUAAUGAAGGAAAUGAUAAAAAGAAAUCAAUUUCAAUUAAAGUUACUGAUAAUAUGGAUUCUGAUGAUGAUAUUGAAGAUGGUGAUGAUAAUGAUGUUGAAUUCCCAAUGGAAGCAGAUUCAGAUGAUUCAGAUUUUGAUUUAGGUAAUUCUGAUGAUGAUAAUAUCUCUGUUAAAAAAGAAAAUAAAGGUGAUUCAGAUGAUUCAGAUGAUGACUCUGACGAAGAUGAAAAACCAAAAAGAAAAACACCUGCAAAAUCAAAUCUCAGAAAUAAUAAUAAUAAUAAUAAUAAAGGUAAAAAUAAUAAAGGUAAAAAUAAUAGUAGUACAAAGAAAACUAGUCAAGUUUUGAAAAAGAAAUUUGCUGGUUUAAAAAAAAGAAAGUAA